CCCCCAUUCUAGACGCCGCACUUGAUUCGCUGCGGCGCGGCUGACUGCCGGAUUGUGGGCGCGCGUGAAAUUAGCCUGCGCUUGCAGGAGGAGAAGGGGACGACAGAGGAUGAGAUGGCUGGAUGGCAUCACUGACUCGAUGGACUGGUGUCCUUGGAUCCAGAACCAGUGUUCCCACAUCGCCUCCAGGAUGUCAGCUAGAGCCAUAGAGAGCGGGGAAGGCUAUGCCUUGGGCCCCCUCCUGCCAGAACUGCUGCCGGAAGAGGAAGAAGAACCUUCCCAGUCAACCAACCAGGCCUCUGAUGGCUCUUCUCCUGGGAAGGCACCACAGGGGCCACAUCAGGGGCCAGAUGGCUCUGGCUCUGACCCCACAGAUCCCCCCAAGUCGAAAGGCAGCAAUUUCUACCAUUAUGCAGGCAAGACUGCUGCAGCCGUGAUCGGAGGAGCCCUGGCCGUGGGGUCUGUUCCCGUGGUGCUGGGCGCCAUGGGCUUCACCGGGGCUGGAAUCGCGGCCUCCUCCAUCGCAGCCAAGAUGAUGUCAGCGGCCGCCGUGGCCAAUGGGGGUGGAGUUGCCGCCGGCAGCCUGGUGGCCACUCUCCAGUCCGUGGGGGCAGCUGGACUUUCCACAUCAUCCAACAUCCUCCUGGGCUCUGCUGGGGCAAAAAUUGGGGCUUGGAUGUGGGGUUCAAAAAAGAAGGCCCCUUCUCCACCAGGAUCCAGUACUGAAGAAGAGAGCGGUUCCCAUGCUGGAGACGACCCUCCAGGGCCUCAGGGUGUCAGUCCCCCAAAUGACAAGCCCUCUGCCUCCCAGAAUUCUUCAAAGAAUCAUAAGAAGUAAAAACAAGAUGCUAUGACCUUUCAUGAGUGUCCCUACUGGGUUCUUAUUUAUCAGACAGGGUGCAGGGCAUCUGUAGAGCCAGGGUAGAUGGGAUAUGGGCCAAGAACUCUAUAAGAAUGGGCAGUGAUAUCCAUGACAGGAAGCCAGGUCUCCUUCCACUCAAUUGUGACCAAAAGUGAAAGUGUUAGUCGAUCAGUCAUGUCCGACUGUUUGUGGCCCAAUGGAUGGUAGCCGCCGGCAAGGCUCCUCUGUCCAUGCAGUUGUCCAGGCAAGAAUCCUGGAGUAGGUUGCCAUUCCUUUCUUCAGUGGAUCUUCCUGACCCAGGGAUGGAAACUGUGUCUCCCACAUUGCAGGCAGAUUCUUUAUCAUCUGAACCACUGAGUGUGGCAAUCUUGUGGGUUUGAGCCCUUAACCCAUGGGGUUAACUCUAGUUUUUGUCAGAAUCAAGUUAAAUUUCAGGACACCCAGGUUCUAUCCAUAGACAACUAGAGUUUCUUGUAAAGGAAUCCACACGUCUGACAUCCAAAGUGGUCUGAGUGGCCAUGGUAUGGAAAAACUCUGUUUUCUCACCCAGUUGGCAAAAGUAAUUUAUGUCUGUGACAUCAUAAAUUACCUAGAGUUUUGCCCAGACUUCCAAAGUUGCUCCAAGUACCAUACAUUACAAACACAGGUACAGGGACUUCCCUGGUGGUCCAGUGUUUAAGAAUCCACCUUCCAAUGCAGGAGACAUUGGUCAGAGAAUUGGUGCAUUCCUGGUCAGGAAACUAAGAUCGCACAUGCCUGGGGCAACUGAUCCCCCAAGCUUCAACUACUGAGCCCAUGUGCCCUAGAACCCAUGGUCUGAGACAAGAAAACCCACCACAAUGAGAAGCCUGAGCACCACAGCUAGAGAAAGCCUGCACAGCAAUGAAACUCAGCACAGCCAAAAAGAAAUAAACUAAAUAAUGAAUAAGAUAUGUACAUGUGGUUAAAUGUAAUUAAAAUAGCAAGUUUGACUUUAUGUGACAUUUUACCAGAAAAACAAACAAGCAAAAUAAAAACAUAUGUACAUGUUAAAACACCGAA
Messenger RNA from Bubalus bubalis (water buffalo), 1903 nucleotides. RefSeq names its product interferon alpha-inducible protein 27-like protein 2. The transcript has 6 exons. Gene Ontology annotation, biological process: apoptotic signaling pathway. The record is from RefSeq and is a predicted model, not a curated record. NCBI's taxonomy places the organism in Eukaryota, Metazoa, Chordata, Mammalia, Artiodactyla, Bovidae. The coding region runs from base 110 to 838 and encodes 242 amino acids. Gene Ontology annotation, cellular component: mitochondrion; membrane.